Molecule: messenger RNA, 3168 nt
Organism: Naegleria fowleri
Lineage: Eukaryota; Heterolobosea; Eutetramitea; Acrasida; Naegleriidae
Exons: 1
Coding region: 1-3168 (1055 amino acids)
Biological process (GO): regulation of DNA-templated transcription
Cellular component (GO): nucleus
Molecular function (GO): DNA-binding transcription factor activity, RNA polymerase II-specific; zinc ion binding; RNA polymerase II transcription regulatory region sequence-specific DNA binding
Source: RefSeq, a predicted model, not a curated record
AUGUCCACUCAAAACAAUCCAUCAUCCUCAUCCUUCUCUUCAACCACAACAACCACAACUUUGAGACCUGAUUCAAAGCCUUUCCAACCCUCCUCCUCCUCUCAAAAAUAUACAAAUUCUUCCGAAUUCACUCCACACAGUGCUGAACAAUCACAACCACCACCCUCGGAUCAUGAUAAUAACAAGAAGAAGAAUGAAUCAUCACAAAGACCCUCUCGUCAUUCUACUCGAGGAGGAGCAGCUCCAAUGUUGUACGUGAAAAAGGAACAAACAUCCAUUCCGACUUGCACAUCAAGUGAUGAUAACACUGGUGCUUUAACUCGUGCGAAUGAUGUAAAUGGUGGUGGUGGUCAUGAUAACAUUUCUCAACAACAACAACCAAUACAACCAAUACAACCAAAAUCAUCACGAAAUAAUAGUCGACGUUCUCAACAAUCAUUACCCCAAGCCUUAGACUCCAACAACACCAACACCAAUACCAACACCAACAACACCACUCCUACGUCGCAACAGUCAAGUCUUCAUGACAAAACGUCCUCACCUGUUUCCAACUCCCAACGUACGCACAAGUCUAGAAAGUCAUUCAAGAAAAAUUCUCAAACCACUACUACUACUUGUACUGUAGCAACAACCACAGAUUCAAAGAUCACUAGUAGUAGUACUGGCAUUAAUGAAGUACAAUCUCAACAACAAUACGUUGAAAAACAUCAUCAUUCCGAUAGUAAUCUUCCCAAACAACCCAAACAACACAAGAGAAAAGGUCAAAAAUCUCUUGAUCAUAGGUUACCCUCACAAGCCUCUUUUUCAUCCUCUCAACAACAAGAAUUACCACCUCAACAACAACGAAGAAAGAAAUUCCAAAAUCAUCCUUCUUCUCAAAAGAAUCAACAACCAACAAUGGAAGAAGAAGAAAUGUUUUGGUCUCGUUCCUACGAUCGUGAACAAUUGAAAAAACGUAACUUUGCUGAUAAGAGUCUUCAUGCAUUUUCUUCCCUUCCAUCUUCCUCUUCUAUUCAACGUUUCAAUCGUUCUUUUAAAAAAUUGAAAUCUCAAACUCUUUCUGAAGAACAAGUCUCUGCACUCUCUCUUCAUGAUCGAUUAAUUUAUGAAUUAAUCAAACAAAUUUAUCCAUGUCUCAUUUGUAGUGAUUCUAUUGCAAGACAACAUGCCACAUGGUAUUGUCAAGAUUGUUUUCGAGUGUUUCAUUUGAAUUGUGUUCAAAGAUGGGUCAAGGAAAAGAUUGAAGAUGAAGAUCGAACUUAUUGGAAAUGUCCGGCAUGUCAAGCUUCUCUCAUUUCAGCCAUUCCAACCGAUUACAAGUGUUUUUGUGGAAAGAUGACAAAUCCUAAAUCUACAAAUUUAGAAAUUAUUCCUCAUUCAUGUGGUGAUGUUUGUGGUAAAAUUCACAAACAUUGUUUACAUCCAUGUACAGAAUUGUGUCAUCCAGGUCCAUGCAAUGAUUGUGAAUUGAAGAGAGAUUUAACAUGUUAUUGUGGAAAGGAAUUUUAUCAUGAUGUGAAAUGUAAUGAUCCAAAAUAUGUGAAUGGAAUUUCAUGUGAAAAUGUGUGUGGAAAAUUAUUGAAAUGUCAAAAACAUUAUUGUCCCAAUGUGUGUCAUGAAGGUGAAUGUGAACCUUGUAAGAAUUUAAUUACUGCUCAAUGUUAUUGUGGAAAGACACUUGUACAAGAUGCUCCAUGUCAUGUCUAUUCUCAUCUUAAUGCAGAUAUUUCACAUCGACAUUUUAAUCGAUUUGAUUGUAUUGAGUUUGUGUUGAAUGAAUCCAAUGAAUCCAAUGAAUUCAAUCCAUCCAAACAACAGCAACAACAGCAACACCACUCAACACAUGAUGAACAGCAAAACCCUGAACCCUUAGAACAUCAAUCCUCUCCAACAACAACAACAAUCAUAUAUCGAACCUUUAGUUGUAAACAACCAUGUAAGAAACAAUUACCAUGUGGACAACAUGAAUGUGAUCGUCCAUGCCAUUAUGGCCGAUGUAUUGGACAUAAACGAUCGGAAUGGAAUGUCAAACCCACCACAACUACCUCAUCCUCCGAAGAUGAUGAAGAAGACAUUGAUGACUAUAUUAAGAGAAUGGGAUGUUAUCAACAAUGUCGCAAGACUUUGAAAUGUGGACAUUUAUGUACUCUGAAAUGUCAUCCUUCUCGAUCCGAGUGUAUGAAAUGUAACAAUUUCGUUGAUUGGUAUUGUAAAUGUGGAAGAAUUUAUGAAAAGAGACCAUGUACAGGAUUACCUUUGCAACAAGAAGAAGUAUUUUUAGAAUGUAAUGAUGAGUGUCGAAAAUUACAACGUAUCAAACAAUUAGCAGAUGCAUUCCAAGUGGAUUAUGAAAAAUUUGAAUUACCUCAAUACUCUCAAGAAUUGAUUGAUUUUGGUACCAAAUAUCUUCACAUUAUUAAGAAUUGGGAAUUUGAAUUUGACACGCUCUUAGUGAGUGAUGUGAAAAGUGCUUGUAAACAAUUUGCACCCAUGAAGAGAGAUCGAAGAGCAUUAUUGCAUGAAUUGAGUGAACAUUACAAAUUCACAAGUGUUUCUGUCGAUGCAGAGCCCUAUCGAUCUGUGAUUGUGACUCGCACUCAACAAUCCAAACGACCAUCCAUUGUACUCAGUGAUGUCAUUAGUGAUCCUGACAAGUUGCGAAAAUUGAAAGAAAAAAUUAAGGAACAAGAGGAAUUGGCAAAACGUGAAGAGAUGAAAAGAUCCGCCAAGAAGAAACAAGCAGCAGAAUGGAUGCAGAAUUCUAAUGAAGAGGAGAGGGAGGAGGAGGAGAAAACAACAACGUCGACUUUGACUCGACCCGCAGUUACGUUGGAGAAGUGGAAUGCAUCACCAGUGGAAGGUGGUGGCGAUGGCAGUGAAAAUGACUCUUCCUUUGAUCCUUAUUCUUUCACUUCUAUUCAGGCUGCAAUGAGUGGAAGAAGAAGACUAAAGAACAACAACAAUCGUGGCAUUGUGGGUAGUAACGGUGUUGCAACGAUUGAAAGUGGUGGUGGUACGUCAAGCAGCAGCAGCCUAUUGGAAUCGAACUCAUUCAGCGCCUUACUGGAACAUCAAGACGAAGGUGCCAGUGUUGGCAGCAGCAAUACCGAAGUAGUAUGGAAGGAGGAUGAAGAUGACAGUAAUGUCAAGGUUGUUGAUCUUGAAUAA